CUAAGCUAUGAGGUUCUCCUUAUGCCUUCAAUCAUGGCCAAGAUUCCACCAAAAGAAGGUUCUCAGGUCUACCUCCUCCUCUCCAUCGCCUUCUCCCAUUUCAACGAAAAGGGUCGCUGGGCAUUUGCCUACUAUGGCGUCCCAUACACACAUCACCUCCUCUUACCAUGGCUCCACAUUUUAACCACCAAGCCAAUCGUGGAACAGGGAGUCUGCAACCGCGAGCCAAGAGAUACAAGAUCCUCCCCCUUCUCAACUCCCUGUCUCGCGAUCUACAAUGCUUCUAGAACGAACCUCCGAGAAUCAGUCCACGACUCGCAUGACAUCCUAGUCUACCUCUCCGAGAAAUUCUCGAGUCCCGAGCAUGUGAACCUUUAUACCUCCUGCGGCCCAGAAAAGGAAGAGGAGAUUUAUACCCUCGAGAAACGUUACGAUCAAGGUCUUGGUGUCGCUGUUCGCGAUAUCUUCUACCUCGAUGUUUUGGUAGUUAAUAAAUGGCGUGCGAUGCUUCCCUUUGCCCUGGUUGGGUUCAAAAAUAGAGUAGGGAUAUUGCAAUCGUUGAUCUGGUUUUUGCUUUCGCCACUCCUGGGGAGGAUGAUAACGGGUGUGCUGGACAUAAGACUUGAGAGAUAUCAGAACGCGAUGGAAACUUGCCGCGAAGAGUUCAAACAUGCAUCAAAAUUACUUGAGACCUCAAAGUAUCUGGCUGGAGACUGCUUGAGCGCGGCUGAUAUUACAUUUGCAGCUCUUUCAUUUAUCGUUCUUGGCAUUACUCAUGAAGAAGGUUAUCAACUCCAUGAAUUUCCGUCUAAUGGCUGGUCUUCCCAAGCGAGAGCUUUUCAGCAGGAAUUGAGAGCUACGAAGGCUGGCCAGCAUGUGUUACGACUUUUCAAGGAGGAACGCUAUUUUGGAACACCUCUUCCAAGGCAGAAAAGGACUGUACUUGGACUCUGGUAAUCACUGCUAUCCUGUUUCUGUUGAAUUUGAGACCACGGAAAUAAUGUAAUUGCAAUGUUGUACCUGAAAUGAGGAAAUGGAAAAGUAUUUGACGAAGAAAGAACAUUCAAGAGGCUAAGAUAUCGCUUUUGAACCGGAGCAAUAGUCUUAGCAAUAAUAAUUAAGGUAUUAGUACCUUAUUAAUACUAGAUAGUAUUAGUCAAGCAUUGCAAGAAUUAUACUAUAUUAAUUCGAAUCGAC
Hyaloscypha bicolor E is the source of this 1197-nucleotide messenger RNA. RefSeq lists its product as uncharacterized. Lineage: Eukaryota; Fungi; Ascomycota; Leotiomycetes; Helotiales; Hyaloscyphaceae. The record is from RefSeq and is a predicted model, not a curated record. The coding region runs from base 34 to 957 and encodes 307 amino acids. The transcript has 3 exons.